AAGAAAGAAAGAAAGAAAGAAAGAAAAUGAAGCAACGACACUAUGUGCGUAUUCUGCGCAAUCACUGCUCUUCGUGCAGUGCGUCACGCGCACUUCAUAAGCGCGUAUUUAGGUAUGUUUGGUCAAUAUAUGGCAACGCUGUGUGCGGAGGAGAGGAGGCAGGAGAUGACUGCUGCCCCCCUCACUUCUCCACUAACCUCUCAGGAGAGUGGGGGGAGACGGACUGCAUGGGGAACGUGCGGCUGCACAAUGAUCGCUUUUCUCUGAUAAAACGUUUGGAAGCGAAUUCGAAGAAGCGCAGUGAGCCAUGCGCACAUAGACCGUUUUGGCAGUUUGUGUUAAAGCCCUUUCUUUAAAGCUACAAGUGGUCUGGAGCCUGCUAUGGAGGACUUUGUGAGUCAAAAUGAGUCUGAGCAUUGACAAUGUCACAGACUUGUGGAAAAAUGGUUCCUCGAAACUCGACGGGGCGUCUUCCCAGUUCAAUUUCACUAACAGCUCUGGGGGUAACCAUACGGUGCGCAGCGAGAUGGACCUCACCCGAGCCAUCCCGCUCGGCUUGGUACUCGGGGCUUUCAUCGUGUUUGCCAUUGCGGGCAACAUCCUUGUAAUCCUCGCUGUGGUGUGCAACAGGCACCUGCGGACCCCGACCAAUUACUUCAUCAUCAACCUGGCUAUCGCGGACCUGCUGCUGGGCACCACGGUGCUGCCUGUGUCAGCCACACUGGAGAUCCUGGACUACUGGGUGUUCGGCAGGAUCUUCUGUGACAUUUGGGCGGCGGUGGAUGUGCUGUGCUGCACCGCGUCCAUCAUGAGCCUGUGCGUAAUAUCUAUUGACCGCUACAUUGGAGUGAGCCACCCGCUGCAGUACCCGGGUAUCGUGACGGAGAAGCGGGCUCUGCUGGCCAUGCUUGGGGUCUGGGCGCUGUCGGUGGUCAUCUCCAUCGGCCCUCUGCUCGGGUGGAAGCAGCCACCGUCGCCGGACGACACGAUAUGUCCCAUCACCGAGGAGCCGUUUUACGCGCUCUUCUCCUCCCUCGGCUCCUUCUACAUCCCUCUCGUCGUUAUACUGGCCAUGUACUGCCGUGUGUACAUAGUCGCCAAAAGGACCACUAAGAACCUGGAGGCAGGUGUGAUGCGGGAGAGGAUGAACUCCAGCGAGUUGACCCUCAGGAUCCACAAGGGAUCUCAGGUGCACGAGGAUCCCGGCAGUUCUGGCACGGGGAAGGGUCGCGCGAACCAGGCUAGAAGUUCGCUCACGGUAAAACUGCUGAAAUUCUCCCGGGAGAAGAAAGCAGCUAAAACUUUGGGAGUUGUGGUCGGCAUGUUUACCCUUUGCUGGCUGCCCUUCUUUCUCGCCUUACCCAUAGGGUCCUUUAAUGUGCACCUGCGGCCACCUGAAUCCCUCUUCAAAGUAAUCUUCUGGCUUGGUUACUUCAACAGCUGCCUGAACCCCAUCAUCUACCCCUGCUACAACCGCGAAUUCAAGCUGGCUUUCAUCCGGAUCCUGAAAUGCCAGUGUCACCAGCGCAAGCGUCCCGGCUGGAGAGAGUAUAAUUACCGUUCCUCCACCUUCAGCUCCUCUGGAAACUCACGCAAAAACUCAACGGACCACAACUCCGGCUGUCUGAACGGAAGCCAGCGUACUCUGCCGUCCUCAGCCAGCCCGAGCCCGAGUUACCUGAGUAUGGGUCUGCCGCCUUGCCCUGAGGGGGAAGCAUUAUACAUCUGGGGAGCUACCACCCCGACUCCCUCCACCCCCAACCUGCUGCCCGGCAGCCCCAUCGAUUGCCAGCCGACAGCUCUGAGAGGGGGGAGAACCGCUGAGGAAACUACAGGAGGAGUUUUCUCUUUCUCCUUUGUGAAGAAUAAAGAUAAGGGAGGGGUCAACAAAGACCUUAUUGUGCCUGUUGACAAAGUGUGACUCAUUCGUCGUACUAAGAUGAGACUUACUGGUUCAUUCCUUAUAGGGAUCACGGUAACAAACAGAGCAGGGAGGUAGGGUUUCACAGGCUUCACUGUACAUGAUCCCAUGAUCAUUCAUCAGUCAGUGGAUUAUCAUUGUCAUAAGCUGUCAAUGUAAGGUGAAGAGUACUGACUAUGCUGCUGUAUCACAGGUAUGUUGUUCCAUGUUGCUGUAACUGAGAUUGAAAGUAGAGUUUCUUUCAGUAGACAGUAACAGCUCUGACACAGUGUUUGCUGCCCUCUUGGGACUGGACACAAAUCUGUGCAUGCAUGGUUUUUUUGUUUAUUCAGACUCUAGGAGAAAAGACUGAAAGGACCUCCAUCCAGCACAGCCUCUCACUCCCUUUCAGUUACAACUCCACAUCUGCUCUGUACAAGAGCGAACGUGUCGAAGAACCCGAGUCGUGUAAAAAGCGUGGAAAGACAAACGAUCACUGUUCUGUUGCAGUCACUUGGUAUCUUUAUGGUAUAUUGUGGAAAUAAAGUAUAACCUGUUUUAUCUGCUGUGCACACAAUCAUCCCAUAUCAUCUUCUUUGUAUGUUUGUAGAAAUGUGAUGAAUAAAUAAAAGUAGAACGUUGCUUGAAUUUUG
Molecule: messenger RNA, 2553 nt
Organism: Maylandia zebra (zebra mbuna)
Lineage: Eukaryota; Metazoa; Chordata; Actinopteri; Cichliformes; Cichlidae
Product: alpha-1A adrenergic receptor
Biological process (GO): regulation of cardiac muscle contraction; phospholipase C-activating G protein-coupled receptor signaling pathway; positive regulation of cytosolic calcium ion concentration
Cellular component (GO): plasma membrane
Molecular function (GO): alpha1-adrenergic receptor activity
Source: RefSeq, a predicted model, not a curated record